Molecule: messenger RNA, 1077 nt
Organism: Penicillium longicatenatum
Lineage: Eukaryota; Fungi; Ascomycota; Eurotiomycetes; Eurotiales; Aspergillaceae
Product: 3-methyl-2-oxobutanoate hydroxymethyltransferase
Exons: 2
Coding region: 1-1077 (358 amino acids)
Biological process (GO): pantothenate biosynthetic process
Cellular component (GO): mitochondrion
Molecular function (GO): 3-methyl-2-oxobutanoate hydroxymethyltransferase activity; magnesium ion binding
Source: RefSeq, a predicted model, not a curated record
AUGGCUGCCCCUCGAUUGACCAAGCAGGCGCUCUCACGGUCGGUCUGUACAGCCGUGUCCGUCGCCAGGACGGGCGCACUUCGCGCUGCUCAUCGACGACGCCAGACGAACACCCUCGCCCCCCGCUCCACGUCCCUCCCAUCUCCGUCCUCGUACCUUUCCACUCAAAUCCGAUAUAGCUCCUACUCCUCCCCGGAUAGUGCGCCCAAUACGCGAAAGAAGGUCACCCUCCAAACAUUAAAAAACCUCUAUAAGAAGGGCGAGCCAAUUGCUAUGCUCACAGCCCAUGAUUUCCCCACCGCCCACGUUGCUGAUGCAGCUGGGAUCGAUAUCGUGCUAGUCGGUGAUAGCUUGGGGAUGGUGUCGAUGGGCUUGGAAAACACAACCGAGGUCGUGAUGGAGGAAAUGAUUAUGCAUUGUCGGAGCGUUGUCCGCGGCGCAAAGAGUGCAUUCAUUGUCGGUGAUUUGCCUAUGGGCUCAUACGAGGUGAGCCCGGAACAAGCUGUCGAAUCCUCUCUUCGCUUGGUAAAAGAGGGUCGUGUGCAUGGUGUGAAGAUCGAAGGAGGCGAGGAGUUGGGUCCGACUAUCAAGCGGAUCACCCAAGCUGGGAUCCCCGUCGUUGGCCAUGUAGGCCUUACACCGCAACGACAAAAUGCACUCGGUGGCUUCCGAGUCCAAGGAAAGACAUGUACCAGUGCAAUGAAGCUGUUGCGCGAUGCGUUAGUCAUGCAAGAGGCCGGAGUGUGCAUGUUUGUCCUCGAAGCAAUGCCCGCGGAGGUUGCUGCCCUUAUUACGAGCAAGCUCAAGGUCCCGACAAUCGGCAUUGGUGCCGGUAAUGGAUGCUCAGGUCAGGUCCUUGUCCAAGUGGAUAUGACCGGAAAUUUCCAGCCCGGUCGCUUCGUGCCGAAAUUCGUCAAGAAAUACGCCGAUGUAUGGGGAGAAGCCAGGCGGGGAAUCGUACAAUAUCGCGACGAAGUCAAAAGUCGCGCUUUUCCUUCACAGGAAUACACAUAUCCCAUUUCUCCGGAGGAACUGGCGAAGUUUGAGAAGGAGGUGAAUGCACAAUAUCAAAAUUAA